This is a messenger RNA of Xenia sp. Carnegie-2017, 804 nucleotides long. RefSeq lists its product as uncharacterized. Bases 37 to 696 code for a protein of 219 amino acids. The transcript is spliced from 5 exons. The record is from RefSeq and is a predicted model, not a curated record. NCBI's taxonomy places the organism in Eukaryota, Metazoa, Cnidaria, Anthozoa, Malacalcyonacea, Xeniidae.
GCACUUUUUAAGUUUUCCUUUGGAAUUACACCAGAGAUGCGAGACUAUUUUGAAUUGGCUACACUUAGCAAAGAAAAGGUUUCUUUAUUUGAAACAGGCAAUGAGAAUGAUGCAAGCGAUUUUACUGAUCUUCCUGAAAAAAAUGGUCAUAAAAUUUUGGCGCCAUCUGAAAGUGGUAUUUGUUCUUGUGGUGUAGAGUGGGAUAAACGUUCUAUUCAAGAUGAAUGGUUGUACGUAGGCGUGUGUUCAGUUGCGUACUUUUAUUCAAUCCAUGAUGUGAAGGUGUAUUGUAGACCUUGCUCCUCUUGUGCUACGAAAAAGCAUUAUGAUGGCAUUGAAAACAGGAUUGUAUGGUUUGGAUCAUAUGCAAUAUCUCAUGCCGUUCUAAAAGAUUACAUCCUGCUUUUCAUAACGUCGAGUUUACCUAUGUACAAAUAUUAUGUUGCGUAUGUACAAAGGCAAGUGUCUUCGGGUAAUUUUAAUUUCCCAAAGGAAACAACUUACGCCAAGUUUUGUCUCGCUAUCAUUGCCAUGAUACGGUUGCUUAAUAUUGAUUUUGACAAUGGGUUUUUUUGUGAAUUAUGUGGAAGAAUUCCCCAAAAGGUGGUGAUGGAUGGAACAACUCUUGGAAUACAGAAAACUUUCUUACCAAAUAAUUUAAGAGAGUCUGAUACUGGAUUGCUAGAUGGAAGAUAAGUAUUUUUGAAGUUUAUCUGUAAUAUAUAGUAUAUACAGGUCUGCUAAUUAGUAAAUACGAGUGUUCAUCUACGUAUCAGAAAGCAUUUUAUACAUGAUGGUGACUUC